AGUUUUUCUUGUAAAUCGUAACAACUUACAAAAACUUAUUUCAGUUUAGGAUUGAUUUUAGAAAUUAUAAUAGAAUACAUCAUAAAAAAAAACAAAAAACGAGUACCGUGCAACGAAGUACCUGUGAUUUAUAUUAGAAAAAUACCAAUAAUAUUAGUUUUCAGAUUUAUAUAAGAAAACAUUAUUUUAAAAAAAUUGAAAAUUGUGUUGUGAUAAAUUGUAAAAAUACAGAUAAAUGAAGAAACGAAAGAAAUAGUGUUUGUUUUUUUUUUUUUUAAUUUUGUUAAACAAAAAAUUUACUCACCAUAACAAAAAAAAAUCCAACAAGAUUCAACACAAAUAAACAUUUAAAAAAUUUUUGUGAAUAUCAAUGUAAACCUGUCUAGUUCCAAAAUGAGAAUUUUUACCAAUCUACUAGCUUAUUGCUUUUAUCGUAACCAUCGAAUAAGAAGACGACAUCGCUGUUAUAGUCAACAUUUUCUUUUCAUUAUUUAUUUGCUCAUCGGAUUAUUUAUUGCUCAAACAUUAAGUGAAAAAAUUCUUAGUCACAUUGAAAAACAACGAUAUGAUGGGUGGUACAAUAACCUGGCGCAUCCACAUUGGGGUGCUGUUGACUCUCAUCUGGUACGUAAAGCACCUGCUGCCUAUUCUGAUGGCGUCUAUCAGUUGGCCGGCUCGAAAAGGCCAUCACCUAGAAGACUGAGUAGGUUAUUUAUGCGGGGACAAGAUGGUCUCAAAUCCAGCAAGAAUCGCACGGGAAUUCUGGCCUUCUUUGGCCAAGUGGUAACCAAUGAAAUUGUAAUGGCAUCAGAGUCUGGUUGUCCCAUUGAAAUGCAUCGCAUAGAAAUAGAAAAGUGCGAUGAGAUGUACGACAAAGAAUGUCGGGGCGAUCGUUAUAUUCCUUUCCAUCGAGCUGCUUACGAUAGAAAUACCGGGCAGAGCCCAAAUGCACCACGCGAGCAAAUAAAUCAGAUGACCGCAUGGAUAGACGGCAGUUUUAUUUACAGCACGUCUGAAGCUUGGCUGAAUGCAAUGCGAAGUUUUGAAAACGGUACUUUGUUAAUGGAUAAAGAAGGAUUGAUGCCUAUUAAAAAUACAAUGAGAGUUCCCCUGUUCAAUAAUCCACUGCCACACAUUAUGCGGAUGCUUAGUCCUGAACGAUUAUUUCUGCUAGGUGAUCCACGUACCAAUCAAAAUCCUGCACUCCUAACUUUCGCUAUACUAUUUCAUCGUUGGCACAAUGUCCUAGCUCGUCGUGUCAAGAGACAACAUGCCGAGUGGACUGAUGAAGAAAUUUUCCAAAAAGCGCGAAGAAUAGUGAUUGCAAACUUGCAAAAUAUCAUUGCCUAUGAAUAUCUACCAGCAUUUUUAGGUGAAGAGCUUCCACCUUAUAAAGGUUACGAGGCAGAAUCUCAUCCUGGAGUAAGCCACUUAUUCCAAGCAGCUGCUUUUAGAUAUGGACAUUCAUUGAUUCCACCAGGAAUUUUUCGUAGAGACGAAAAGUGUAACUUCCGCAAAACUCCGAUGGGUGAUCCAGCUUUGCGACUAUGUAGUUUGUGGUGGGACUCGGUGGAUGUGUUUGAGCACACAACUGUAGAAGAACUUCUUCUGGGAAUGGCUUCUCAAAUUGCUGAAAAAGAAGAUGCUGUCUUGUGUUCGGAUGUACGUGACAAACUUUUUGGUCCAAUGGAGUUUACGCGUCGCGAUUUAGGUGCACUCAAUAUUAUGAGAGGCCGUGAUAACGGUUUGCCAGAUUACAAUACUGCUAGAAAAGCCUUUAAACUGCCAGAAAUUCACGAAUGGAAAGAUAUAAACCCAAAAAUGUUUGAAAAGAGUCCAGAAUUAAUGGCAUUGUUGAUCUCCGCCUACAAAGGAGAUUUAAAUGAGAUUGAUGUUUACAUUGGUGGUAUGCUCGAGUCCGAUGGCCAGCCAGGAGAGCUAUUCACUGCAGUUAUUUUGGAUCAGUUCAACAGAAUUCGUAAUGCCGAUAGAUUUUGGUUUGAAAAUCUCGAGAACGGCAUUUUUACUGCAGAAGAAGUGGCAGAAUUGCGAAAAGUGACACUUUGGGAUAUAAUUGUCAACACUACCAACAUCAAUCCAGACUCCAUCCAAAAAAAUGUGUUCAAAUUUCAAGAAGGAGAUCCGUGUCCUCAACCAUUACAACUUAAUGCAACUACUAUGGAACCUUGCAGUUAUUUGAAAGGUUACGAUUACUUUUCUGGUUCGGAGCUCACCUUUAUUUACGUUUGUGUUUUUCUUGGUUUUGUUCCAAUUCUGUGCGCCGGUGCUGGCUAUUGCGUCGUAAAACUACAGAACAGUCGCAGACGGAAAUUCAAGAAUCGUCAAGAAGCCCUCAGAAAUAAUCACACAAAAAUUGAUAAAAUGAUGGCACGCGAAUGGUUGCAUGCAAACUAUAAAAGACUAGUUACUGUGAAAUUUGGUCCAGACGAUGCCGUUUAUACUGUAGAUCGGAAAGGCGAUAAGUUACGGACAUUUAGCUUGAAAGGUGUCAAUACAGUGCACGUCGAAAACAGUCAAGAAACAUACAAUGCUAAGAAACCGUACGUUCUUUUACGUAUUCCAAAUGAUCAUGAUUUAGUUUUGGAACUUGAGUCUAAUGGAGCACGUCGUAAGUUCUUGCGAAAACUGGAGGACUUUUUGACUCUGCACAAGAAAGAAAUGACCUUCAGUGAUGUCAAUAGAGAAAUAAUGUUGGCCAAAGCAGAAACACGCGAACGUCGUCAAAAGCGUCUCGAACACUUUUUCCGAGAAGCAUAUGCCUUGACGUUUGGUCUGCGCCCUGGAGAAAGGCGUCGUCGAUCAGACGCUUCGCAUGAUGGUGAGGUCGUAACAGUUAUGCGCACUAGUUUAUCGAAAUCGGAAUUCGCCGCAGCCUUGGGCAUGAAGCCGGAUGAUAUGUUUGUGCGUAAAAUGUUCAAUAUUGUCGAUAAAGAUCAAGAUGGACGGAUUUCGUUCCAAGAAUUCCUAGAGACUGUAGUUCUCUUCAGUCGUGGUAAGACGGAUGAUAAACUACGAAUCAUCUUCGAUAUGUGUGACAAUGACCGUAACGGCGUCAUCGACAAAAGUGAAUUGUGUGAGAUGAUGCGUUCUUUGGUGGAAAUUGCUCGUACUACGACCAUCACUGAUGACCAGGUGACCGACUUAAUUGAUGGCAUGUUCCAGGAUGUUGGACUGGAGGAUAAAAAUCAUCUUACAUACAAGGAUUUCAAGUUGAUGAUGAAGGAAUACAAAGGAGACUUUGUUGCCAUUGGGUUAGAUUGCAAAGGGGCAAAGCAAAAUUUCUUGGAUACAUCUACGAAUAUUGCCAGAAUGACGUCUUUCCAUAUUGAACCAUCCAUUGAGUCUCGUCGUCAUUGGUUAUUCAAAAAAUGGGAUGCAUACACAACCUUCUUGGAAGAGAAUCGUCAAAAUAUUUUUUAUCUCUUUUUGUUCUAUGUCAUCACUAUUGUAUUGUUCGUUGAAAGAUUUAUACAUUAUUCCUUUAUGGCGGAACAUACAGAUUUACGUCACAUUAUGGGAGUAGGAAUAGCUAUUACAAGAGGAUCUGCAGCAUCUUUGUCUUUCUGUUACUCAUUGUUACUUCUAACAAUGUCCAGAAAUUUGAUAACAAAACUAAAAGAAUUCGCGAUCCAACAGUACAUACCGUUAGACUCCCACAUCCAAUUCCAUAAGAUUGUGGCUUGCACUGCAUUGUUUUUCUCAUUGCUACAUACCGUGGGACAUAUUGUUAACUUUUACCACGUAUCCACACAAUCAAUUGAAAAUCUUCGAUGUUUAACACGAGAAGUACACUUUACAUCUGACUACAAACCAGAUAUCACAUUUUGGAUUUUCCAAACUGUUACAGGAACAACUGGUGUUAUGUUGUUUGUCAUCAUGUGUAUCAUAUUUGCUUUUGCUCAUCCGCUAAUCCGAAAAAAGGCUUAUAAAUUUUUCUGGAAUGCCCAUUCAUUGUAUGUCCUGCUGUACCUUUUAUGCCUCAUUCACGGCCUUGCUCGUCUUACUGGCGCACCACGAUUCUGGAUGUUCUUUAUUGGACCCGGCAUCAUUUAUACAUUAGAUAAGAUUGUGUCUCUCCGUACAAAAUACAUGGCUUUGGAUGUCAUCGAAACAGAUUUGCUGCCUUCUGAUGUAAUAAAAAUCAAGUUUUAUCGUCCACCAAACUUGAAGUAUCUCUCAGGUCAAUGGAUUCGACUUGGAUGUACUGCUAUUCGUCCGCAGGAAAUGCACAGUUUCACUUUGACAUCGGCGCCGCACGAAAACUUCCUUAGUUGCCAUAUUAAGGCGCAAGGACCUUGGACAUGGAAAUUAAGGAAUUAUUUCGAUCCGUGCAAUUAUAAUCCGGAUGAUCAGCCGAAGAUACGAAUUGAGGGGCCUUUUGGCGGUGGUAAUCAAGAUUGGUACAAAUUUGAAGUGGCAGUGAUGGUUGGCGGUGGCAUUGGUGUAACACCGUACGCUUCAAUCUUGAAUGAUUUAGUUUUCGGCACGAGUACAAAUCGAUAUUCCGGAGUUGCCUGCAAAAAAGUAUAUUUCUUGUGGAUUUGUCCAUCACACAAACAUUUUGAAUGGUUUAUCGAUGUUUUGAGAGACGUAGAGAAGAAGGACGUUACAAAUGUCUUGGAAAUUCAUAUUUUUAUCACGCAGUUCUUCCAUAAAUUUGAUUUGAGAACUACUAUGCUGUACAUCUGUGAAAAUCAUUUCCAACGAUUGUCCAAAACAUCAAUGUUUACCGGAUUGAAGGCUGUGAAUCAUUUUGGUCGUCCUGACAUGUCAAGCUUCCUUAAAUUCGUGCAAAAGAAACAUUCUUAUGUUUCGAAAAUUGGCGUUUUUUCGUGUGGUCCACGACCGCUCACAAAGAGUGUUAUGUCAGCAUGCGAUGAAGUCAACAAGGGACGCAAAUUGCCAUAUUUCAUUCAUCACUUUGAAAACUUUGGAUAGUUUUAAUGUUUUUUUUUUAUGUUUUCGUCUUCUUUUUGUAAAUACCUAAUUUUUUGAUUGUACUAUGUAUUUAAAAGUGAAAAAUAAUUUUGGAAGUUAUGGUUCGCUUAAAAAAAUUUUUAGAAAAUUUUGUUAGUAUUAUAUGUUUACUCUGUAAUAAUUGCAUAAAACAAAAUCCAAAUUAUUUUUAUUUAUUAAA
Molecule: messenger RNA, 5158 nt
Organism: Culicoides brevitarsis
Lineage: Eukaryota; Metazoa; Arthropoda; Insecta; Diptera; Ceratopogonidae
Gene: Duox
Product: dual oxidase
Exons: 10
Coding region: 394-4959 (1521 amino acids)
Biological process (GO): response to oxidative stress
Molecular function (GO): calcium ion binding; heme binding; peroxidase activity
Source: RefSeq, a predicted model, not a curated record